Messenger RNA from Folsomia candida, 1436 nucleotides. RefSeq lists its product as uncharacterized. The transcript is spliced from 6 exons. Bases 451 to 1248 code for a protein of 265 amino acids. NCBI's taxonomy places the organism in Eukaryota, Metazoa, Arthropoda, Collembola, Entomobryomorpha, Isotomidae. The record is from RefSeq and is a predicted model, not a curated record.
UGACACUACUAAACGGUAAGAAGUAAUAGUUUUUAAUUUCUUGAGAAAUAUCUAAAUAGUGUUUAUUUUUAUUUUCCAAAUCAGGCUUAAGGAAAAUGAGCGAAAAAGGCUUAGUUAUGCGAAACCUGCUAAUAGGUAGUGUCCAAUAUUUAUUUAAUCAUUCAUAUCAACUCUCAGUAUUUAAAUCAACUUCGUAAUCUCUUUAGAACUAAAACAUUAACACGGCAGAAAAUAUACAAUGCUAAGUAAGUGAUUUGUAGAUAGCAUCAUACUAAAAAAGUAUAAAAACAUACUCUUAUUUAUUAUUUUCCUUGUAUAGAGAAGACGUAAAGGUAUGGUACUCGACGGAAAGUGCUUAAACUUUUCUAGAGAAAAUUAAAUAUUAAUAUUUUGGAUGCAUUUUUUUAACACGAUUUUGUAAGGUGAGACGACGCGAGUUAGUUACUACUGAUGAAUAUAGAGAGAAACGUCUGGCACAACAAAAUUCAGAGGAAGCUAAGUAAGUCAAUUUGUGUCUACAGAAAAAUGGUAAUUUUUUUUAUGAUAUGUUUGCAUAGACAACUACGCCGAGAACGACAGUCCACGGAUGAAUUCAAAAAGAAAAGGAACGAGAAAGACAGAGAAAAAUACCGGACUGAUGAAAAUUUCAGGAACCGGAUCAAAGCCAAGUCAUAUGAAUACAACAGGAUGCGCGUUGAAAAUGGUCUUCCUCUGCACACGACCAAACUUGACGACAACGCUUUGCUCGAGUGGUUGGACCUUCACCCAAACGUUGGACUUUUGCACGCAGGAGUGUCCUUUGAAGAGUAUGUAAAGUCGUUGACUUUGAAUGAUCUUCAGAAGGAGUUCCCAGAAUUCGUUUCAGACACCUUUCUCAAGAAAAAAGACUAUUGCGUCUACAUCAACACGUUCUUUGACUGGGAGCAAGUCAAAGGGAAGACACUGGGAGAGAUCGAGAAAAUCGUCCGUGCUGCAGAAGAUGAUAAGACCAAGAAAAUGGGGAUUUAUGUAGGCAAGUACGGCGGAGGGCAAAAGUCAAGACCAGGACACAAGUAUGAGGGAGCUUGUUUUGAAUUCCUGGAGGAAAAUGAAGGAUCAGUUGGCUUUACAACUUUCAUUAUCAAUUGCAACGUGGGCUGUAUUAAAACAGCAAGUGGAGAAAAACUUCGUCAACUCGUGACGGACUCUGAAGCAUUUGCUUCUAAACUGGAAGCAUUUAUAAUUGUGAGUAGUUUUACCUGUUUUUAGAAAUAUCGAUUAAGUAUCACAAUUGAUUACACUAAUAGUUAUUUUAUUAUGAGUUGUAGGAAUUUGGCUUUUCUCGAGAAAUUCAUCCCUUCCAAGGAAUGCGCCAGUUCCUGAUCAACAAGAAGAGGGAACCCUUGGAUGAGAAAUCUAUAAAGAACGCACAACGGCUGGCGAAACAAGCCUCAAUU